AUGCCCAAGUUUGAACUCGCAACCACGAAAGAAGCUCGUCGACGAUGCAUCACCGAGUUCUUCGAGGCCAACAUCCCCAGAUAUGCCAUCCUCUCUCACACCUGGGGGCCGGGCGAGGUGACAUAUCAGGACAUGGCCCAGUCGGUAGAACAGGCGCGGGAACUGAAGCCUCAGGGGUUCGCCAAAGUCGAGGGCGCGUGUGCGCUUGCACAUGACGAGGGAUUCGACUACAUAUGGAUCGACACCUGCUGCAUCGACAAGACGAGCAGCGCUGAGUUGUCCGAGGCCAUCAAUUCCAUGUAUGCGUGGUACCGGGAAUCUUCGGUUUGCUAUGCAUACCUUAUCGACGUUGGAUAUGUCGAGCAUCCAACUUUGGAGACGGGAAAUAGGAACUUUGAUGAGGUUGAAUUCGGGGCAUCCCGCUGGUUUACGAGGGGAUGGACGCUCCAGGAGCUCAUUGCGCCCUCUGAUGUCGCUUUUUAUUCUGGAGAUUGGCGGUAUCUCGGAAGGAAAUCCUUUCACAAAGACGUGAUAUCUAGAAUCACGGGCAUCGACGUGAGCAUCCUCGCCGGGGCCGAUCCGUCUCUCAUCGCCGUAGCCCGCAAGAUGUACUGGGCCUCACGUAGAACGACGACCAGGACCGAAGACAUGGCAUAUUGUCUGAUGGGCUUGUUCUCCGUCUCCAUGCCCCUCAUCUACGGCGAAGGCAGAAAAGCCUUUCUUCGACUCCAGGAGGAAAUCAUCAAGACUGUCGACGACCAGUCCAUUUUUGCGUGGCAGCUACGGAAGCUGAGCUCCCCUGGGCCGGAUUUUUACGGACUCCUGGCCGAUUCCCCGAGUGCCUUUGAGGAUACUGGCGGAAACGUCUCCCCAUUUGCAUCAAGCCACUCUUCUACGCAGGCAACACGUAUCAUAAACAAUACUCUACAGACUACGCUGAUGAUCCAGAACAAGGUAAUCCAGGGCGUCCACUAUGCUGGCUUUGGUAAACUGCCGUCUGGUCCCCUGUCGAAUUAUCGUCGGGCUGUUCUUGGCUGCAGGUAUGGCUUCUCGGGAGACUCUUCGCCUUGCAUUGAGCUGUGGUGUCUGGAUGAGGAGCAGUCCCAGUUUGCGAGAAUCCGGCCUUGGAAUCUUUUCAGGGAACAGGCGCCGUCUAUUUCCCCUCCCUUGCGAGUGACUUCGCUUUCUAAAAUCCCGUCUCUGCUUUACGAGGUGCCUCUUUACUUUGGCACAAUCUCCAUGGAUCUGCUUUUAAACCGUGCGCCGUGGGAGUACAAACAGAUCACCGUCUCUCACAACCCCCGAGAAUUCAUACCCUUUGGCUUCCGCCUUCAGUAUCUAAGCUACAAGAUCGGAACCCGUGAGGGAUAUCCGGCUGAUCGAUGGCACGGCAACGACCGGGUGCUGCAGCGAGCUUACCACCACAGAAACGGCCCUCAGCAGAAUACUUCGAUGGCCUCCCAGCCGAAUGUCGUGUAUUACAACGAUCUCAAGAGAUAUGUCCACGUCGCGCGUGUCACAGAAGGCGCCGUGCGUGUCAUUUUCAAAGAAAAGUCGUUCAAAGGCUGGUGUCUGUUGCAUGCCCUUGUCCUGGGGAUGGACAUAAUCCACGACGAGCGGGGGGAUUGGCAACGAAAACCGUGGUGCCGGAUUGUGGAACUUGAGCCGUGGAUGCGGGUGGAUGAAUACAAGUACGAAUUUGACUGGAAUGAAGGAGAAAGUAGCAAGAUGAAAUGUUCGUCGCACGACGCCUUGUUGUUGGCAAAGGUCGUUAUGCUGCCUGGCGAUGAACUGUAUACCGUGCAGCUGAAUGCUGCCAACAUGAAUGAGUUGGCUUAUUGGUGGCCAUGGUGA
Trichoderma aggressivum f. europaeum is the source of this 1854-nucleotide messenger RNA. RefSeq lists its product as uncharacterized. The record is from RefSeq and is a predicted model, not a curated record. The transcript has 3 exons. Lineage: Eukaryota; Fungi; Ascomycota; Sordariomycetes; Hypocreales; Hypocreaceae. Bases 1 to 1854 code for a protein of 617 amino acids.